CUCAGUUGCCAUGGAGACCAGGACGCAAGAAGAGCGGAGGUCUGAGGAGGUCCAGACCUACGAGAACCAGGAGACAGAGUGCUUGCAGAUCUCGCGUCCGGCCGGGUCCAGUAGCCCGGUCCAGGUCGGCGGGAAGUCCUCCCUGCAGCCCUCCCUCACCUACUCCGAAGUUUUACGCUGCGGCUUCGCGUCCCGGCCCCGCGGGCUCCGGUCGUUGGCGCUGCCGCCGCACCCUGAGCCCCAGCCGCUGCGCCUGCGCCCCUCCUCGCUGCUCACUCAAGACAUCUCGCACUUGCUCACCCGCGUCUUCCGCAACUUGUACUCUGUCGAGGUGAUCGGCGAGGACCUGAGCGCCAGUUUGAUCCAGGCCCGCGGCAGCGAGGAUGAGCGCCAUGAGGUGUUCGUGGACCAGCUGCAGCAGAUUCGAGAGCUCUAUAAGCAGCGGCUGGAUGAGGUUGAGAUGUUGGAGAGACAUAUUACUCAGGCCCGUGCUCGGGCCCUGGCUGAAACAGAGCGAGCCUCCAACCUGAUCCAAACACAUGUGCUGGAGACCUCCAUCAAGUUGCCUCCAGUGAAGACUGUCUUCAGGUGGUGUGUAGACAGCGAAUUGCUACAGAAGCAUCAUUUGAUCUGCCCUGAAGAUUACUACAGUGAUACAGUGCCGUUUUGCUCUGCACCCAAAGGCGACUUCCACCCUGGAUGUUCAAAACUGGCAUUCAGUUGUGAGAAGCACUCUAUCCCAAAGGCAGAGCUGGACAAAAAGCUUGCAGUGCCCUGCAGGGAGAAGGUUCCUGCAUCUGAAGAUGAGUUGGACUAUACUAUGGACAGCCUGCCAAGGGACUCAACGCCCGAGGCUAAACAAAGGACCAAAGAAACUGUCAAGAAACCAAGUCCACCAAAGAAUAAAAAAUGGAUGAACCACUUACGAGUGCCACAGAGAGAACUGGAGCGACGUCAGCUUGCUAGAAUGGAGAGUCGCAACCACUUCCUAAAAAACCCCCGUUUUUUUCCUCCUAACACUCCACAUGGAGGCAGGUCGCUUAUUUUUCCUCCAAAGAAGCCAGCGCUGAUAGGAGAAUGUCCAGGUGCAGAGCUAGAACAGAGUUGUGCCAAUACUCCAGUGUUCCUAGCUAAGCCAUCGAUUGUGUUUUUCACAAAUUAUGAAAUUGGACCAGUUUAUGAGAUGGUGAUCACGCUACAGAAUACUGCUGCAUCCAGCCGCUACCUGCGAGUCCUCCCGCCUUCCACUCCAUACUUUGCUCUGGGGUUGGGGAUGUUCCCAGGCAAAGGUGGAAUGGUGGCUCCUGGAAUGACCUGCCAGUACACUGUCCAGUUUAUUCCUGAUUGUCUUGGGGAUUUUGAUGAUUUCAUUUUAGUUGAGACCCAGUCAGCUCACAAGCUACUGAUCCCCCUGCAGGCCCGGAGACCACCCCCUGUGCUGACCUUGUCACCACUACUGGACUGUGGUUACUGCCUCAUUGGAGGAAUAAAGAUGAUCAAGUUCAUGUGCAGAAAUGUAGGCUUCAGCGCUGGCAAAUUCCAUAUUAUGCCCAAAGAGAUCUGGCCGCCAAUAAGUUUCACGGCUGUUUCAAGCACUGGUUUUGUUGGACGACCUCCUUUUGGAGUCAGGCCUUCCAUGUUUGAGCUGGCCCCGGGGCUUUCCAUGUUACUGGAGGUUUUGUUCUUACCAGUGAGCCUGGGAAGGACAGAGCAGACCUUCAUCAUCCUGUGUGACAACUGCCAGAUAAAGGAGCUGGUGAUCGCAGGAACUGGGCAGCUCAUUGCUUUGGAUCUAAUCUAUAUUUCUGGUGAAAAAAGUCAACCAGACCCAGGAGAGCUGACAGACUUAACAGCUCAAUACUUCGUUCGAUUUGAGCCUGAAAACCUUCAGUCCACUUCGAGGAAACAAUUGAUUAUCAGAAAUGCAACGCACGUUGAGUUGGCCUUCCAUUGGCAGAUCAUGAUGCCCAACCUGCAGCCUCUCAUGCCCGGAGAAACCUACAGCCUGGACAACAUCAAGUACCACCCUGACAGGGAGACUGCCUUCUCCAUCAGGCCUGCAAAGGGGGUUCUCAGCCCCCACACAGACCACGAGUUCAUCCUGAGCUUUUGUCCUUAUGAGCUGAGACGUUUCCACAGUGUGCUGCAGAUGGUGCUGGAAGAUGUCCCUGAGCCUGUAAGCUCAGAGGUAGAAAACCCGGAGGACUACUCAUACUGUGUGGAUAACGUGAUUGUCUUGGAAAUCGAGGUGAAAGGCUCAGCAGAGCCCUUCCAGGUUCUUUUAGAACCGUAUGCCCUCAUCAUUCCGGGGGAGAACUACAUUGGCGUCAAUGUGAAGAAAGAUUUUAAGAUGUGGAACAACAGCAAGUCACCCAUCAGAUACAUGUGGGAGAAGAUCAGUGACUGUCACAUCAUUGAAGUGGAGCCCUGCGCAGGGGUCAUAGAGCCCAAUGAAGUCGGGGACUUUGAGUUGAACUUUACCGGGGGUGUCCCUGGCCCAGCAAGCCAGGACCUGCUCUGUGAAAUCAGAGACUCCCCCUCGCCAGUUGUGUUACACGUUGAGGCAGCCUUUAAGGGGCCUGCCGUUGUCAUCAAUGUCUCAGCCCUUCAGUUCGGUCUGCUCCGCCUGGGACAGAAAGCCAGGAACUCUAUUCAGAUCCAAAAUGUCAGCCAGCUCCCCGCCUUGUGGCACCUGAGGGAGAGCCCAGCCUGCCUGGAAGAAAGACGCGAGAGUGUAUCACCCUUUGACAUUGAGCCUUCGAGUGGCCAGCUUCACCCUCUGGGGGAGUGCAGUGUGACCGUCACCUUGGAGGCGUUGCGCUGCCAGAGUCUGCAGACUGUACUGGAGCUGGAGGUGGAAAAUGGGGACUGGAGCUACCUGGCUGUGUAUGCUGAGAUACAGGAGCCCCAUGUGUACCUGCAGAGCAGCCAGGUGGAGCUCAGCAGUCUCUACCUGGAUGUGCCCACAAAGUCAACCAUCACGCUCAUCAAUAGCACGCUCCUCCCCACCCGGUUCCAGUGGGGCAAGCUCCUGGGAAACCAAGCAGCCUUCUGCAGAGUGAAAAUUUUCCCUAGAUGUGGCCUACUGGGCCCUAAUGCAGAGCGCCAGCUCAUCUUGGAGGUCACUGCUCAUACCCAGGAUGAGCUGACCGAUCUGGCCCUCCCUUGUUAUGUGUCAGGCAUGAAGGAGCCACUGGCCCUAGGCAUCUCUGGGAAGCCUCAGGGACUGCAAGUGACCAUUGCCGUCUCUGCAAAGGGUUCCGAUAGCAGUGUUUGUAGCACAAAGCAGGAGCCAGGCCGUCUGGAAGAGCUCCACCUGGACUUUGGCUCGAUGGUGCCGCUGAGGACCUGUGUGAAUCGCCAGCUCAUCCUGAACAAUCACUCACCAAUUCAGAGCUCUUUCACCCUCCAGUUUGAAUACUUUGGGAGCCCCCAGAACAGCCUGAGCAAAAGGGCCAGCCUGCUUGACUUGCCUCCUGCCCUGCUAAAGACAGCACGUGUGCGAGAGCAGUUGGCCAGGCGAGAGCAAUUAGAUUUUAUGGAGAACAUGUUAUCUCAUGGGAAAGGAGCAGCUUUCUUCCCCCGUAUUUCCCAGGGCAUGCUGAGGGCCUACCAGAAGCUGAGCAUUGAAAUCACAGGUUGUGCCAACAUGUGGGGUGAAUACUGGGACAGCCUCAUUUGUAUGGUGGGGAACCUGCCACCAACGGUCAUCCCCGUGCACAUGGCAGCAGUGGGCUGCCCCAUCAGCUCCCUAAGGACUACCUACUACACCGCUGACUGCUUUCAGAAGGAGCCUAUCAUCAGGUUGGGGACCCACAUCUCUGGAGGAGACACAAUCAGCCGGACUCUUCGCCUGUAUAACUCCAGCCCCUGUGACAUCCGCCUGGAUUGGGAGACGUACAUGCCAGAAGACAGGGAGGACAAGCUGGUGGAGCUGCUGGUGUUUUAUGGGCCACCUUUCCCACUGAGGAACCAAGCCGGGAAUGACCUCAUGUGCUCCGAGAUGACCAAGAGCAGCAGCUUACUCGGGCCCCUGUCCCCCUCCAGUGUGUCAGAGGCCAGCCAUGCAGCGGCCCCUUUGGUUGAAGGCCACUUCAGUGCCAGUGAUGAGGCCACAGAGCACAUCAUCUCAGUCAUCCUGCAGGAGCAUGAGGGGGUGCCUGCCCACCACCUGUUCGGUGUCACCCCCAAGCAGAUGGUGGUCCCUGCUGGGGGCAGCAGCACCAUCUCCAUCUCCUUCACACCCAUUGUGCUCAGCCCUGACACCCUGCACAAGGUGGCGUGCACUGGCUACAUCCUGGGCUACAUGAGCUUGGACAACAAGGAGGAGAGAGAUAUUCCAGGGAGGAGACAUCGGCUGCAGGACUUUGCUGUGGGACCCCUGCGACUGAACCUGCAUGGUUUUGUGAGGCAUGCACAGCUGAGUGUGGAGCUGGAUGACAGCGGCCGCAUGGAGUUCCGGUGCCGGGCCAGUGACCUCAUCCCUGACCAGCCCUGCUCUGGGGUACUAAGUGAACAGCUGACCACCCGCCACCUGAAGCUGACCAACACCACGGAAAUCCCACAGUACUUCCAGCUCUUGGUCUCCAGGCCCUUCUUGGUUUCUCAAGAUGCAGUUAGCCAGGACCACAGAGUUGGCUCUGGCCGGGCGCAGGAGGGUGAAGAGGAGACAGCCUCAGGGAGCAGGCAGCUGGUACUGCGCCCACAGGAGAACAUGCUGGUGAAUGUGUCCUUCUCACUCUCCCUGGAGCUGAUCUCCUACCAGAAGCUCCCAGCUGACCAGAUGCUGCCCAGAGUGGACAUUCAGCAGAGCUCGAGUGGAGAGAAGGAGAUGGUGUUCACUCAGGAUCUGCUCCUGGAGUUCACGAACCAGACCACUCAGGUGGUGCCCUUGAGGGCCGUUGUGGCUGUGCCUGAGCUGCAGCUGUCCACCAGCUGGGUGGACUUCGGCACCUGCUUUGUGAACCAGCGGCGGGCCCAGGAGAUCAACCUACUGAACCUGAGUGGCUGCCAGAGCUACUGGGCCGUGCUGAUGGGACAGCAGGAGCCGGACAAGAAGGCGAAAGCCUUUGGGGUCUCCCCAAGCAGUGGGCUGCUGGAAGCCCGAGCCACCAACGCCCCCCCAACCUCCAUCACCUUGCACGUGUUCUUCACUCCCAGGAGCACUGAGCUGUACGAGUCCACAGUGGUGGUGGAAGGCGUGCUCGGCGAGAAGACCUGCACCCUCAGACUGCGGGGCCAAGGCUCCUACGAUGAGAGAUAUAUGGCAUCUCACCAAUCCUAAGACUGUGCUCACUGCACAGCCUCAGCCCCAGAUUUAACACAGAGGAGAGCCCACGCCACCCUAGAGAGCAUGGAAGUUAAGAAUUGCUACUCAGAGCACAGAGAAGACCAAUGAGGCAAGAUCUGGACCUUGGAAAAGAAGCACACCACCAAGAUGAGAUCACAGACAUUUACUCCGUCCAUUGUAUCCCUCAUCCACAAAACCACCCUCCUCCAAGAGUUACAAGACUGACUGUGGCGUGGGUAACCCGUGCUGACUUUGUCCUAGGGAGGGUCCCUGACAGAAGUGGCACAACAUCCCCACUCACUCCUGCAUGGUAUUAUCAGUGCUCACAUUUUCCAAA
Molecule: messenger RNA, 5627 nt
Organism: Chinchilla lanigera (long-tailed chinchilla)
Lineage: Eukaryota; Metazoa; Chordata; Mammalia; Rodentia; Chinchillidae
Gene: Dlec1
Product: deleted in lung and esophageal cancer 1
Exons: 38
Coding region: 11-5284 (1757 amino acids)
Biological process (GO): negative regulation of cell population proliferation
Source: RefSeq, a predicted model, not a curated record